Molecule: messenger RNA, 507 nt
Organism: Batrachochytrium dendrobatidis JAM81
Lineage: Eukaryota; Fungi; Chytridiomycota; Chytridiomycetes; Rhizophydiales
Exons: 2
Coding region: 1-507 (168 amino acids)
Source: RefSeq, a predicted model, not a curated record
AUGUCCACUGUUUCUGUAACGACAACUUCCUUGACUGUUCCUACCAUCACAUCCAUUCCUUCUCCACCACAGCAAGAAGCUUUAACUUGUCAAGCAGCCGUCACUACUCUUGUUCAACAGUACAGUCAAUGUCUUGACCACUUUGACCUCAACUAUCCAACUACCCAAUCGGCUGAUACUGCUGCGUCUGCCUUUGUUACUUGUAUAUGCUCCACAAGUUGGGCUGCUGGAUCUCCUCAAGUACUCGCAGCUUCACUUCCAAGUUGUCCUGCUCCGCAAGGACUCUCCAAAGGCAACAUGGCUGCUAUUGCAGCCGAGUGUUCACCCUCCGCCACUCCAAACCAGCGCAGAAUGGUCGUUCAAAGCUUUGGUUUAAAUACCACUGUGGCUGGAGCUGUUUAUCUCCCUUUGUCUGGUCUGCCACCCGGUAUGACCAACAGUGCUGCUGGAAAAUCAAUGAGUUCGUCUGUAUCCAUAAAUCUCAAGGGCAGCAGUUGUCUUGGCUGA